CUGGAGGCCGACGGGUCAACCACCGUGCUGGCCAACCAGUUCCAGGGUCGGCAGUUGAACCGGCCCAACGACGUGGUGGUCAGGUCCGACGGGAGCAUCUACUUCACCGAUCCGUGGACCUUCCGCCGGCCGCGCGAGCAAUGGGAGCAGACCAUCUCCGGCGUGUACCGCCUGUCGGCCGACCUGGGGACGCUGACCCUGCUGGUGGCUGACUUCGUGGUGCCGAACGGGCUGGCCUUCAAUCCGGAUGAAACCGUGCUGUACGUCAACGACUCCCGCCGUGGCAUCAUCCGCACCUUCGACGUGCAGGAUGACGGCACGGUGUCGCUGGCCACCCAACGCCUGUUUGCCGACAUGCGCGGCGAACGGGAGGGCGUGCCCGACGGAUGA
Molecule: messenger RNA, 390 nt
Organism: Geodia barretti
Lineage: Eukaryota; Metazoa; Porifera; Demospongiae; Tetractinellida; Geodiidae
Source: the annotation of a GenBank genome assembly